Messenger RNA from Coffea arabica (coffee), 1073 nucleotides. The record is from RefSeq and is a predicted model, not a curated record. Lineage: Eukaryota; Viridiplantae; Streptophyta; Magnoliopsida; Gentianales; Rubiaceae.
UGGUCUGAUGUAGAAUUGAAGCUGCAUCAUGGGUGCCGUUUGUUGUUGUUUCCCUGUUCCUAACAUUGCUGGCCAUGAAGAUGAGAACGGCUCGAACCAUGGAAACUGCCCUUGCCUCAAUUGCUGUAUACAAAGCAUUAGGGAUAAGGAAUUGGAGAAGAAGAAAAGGGUGGUGGAGACAGAGAGUGGGAAGGGGAGUAAGCGCAGAACAUCUUGUUUAUUGUCUCUUGUUUCAUUGAGAUAGGAUCAUAUAGAGGAAACAUGAAAAAGUCAGUCCUCAUUUCUGUUCCCUUUUUUCUUAUUUAAAUUUGGCAUUACCCUCUAGGUUGAGUGGUUGAGGGGAGACAUAAAAUGACCUCAAAGAAUAAAGACUGUUUUGUUUUACUUCAUCCAAUUAGCCUCAACUACUUCUGACACUCUCCUCUGUGUUUGACUUUUCUUUGCAACCAAAGAUAUCAUAAUAUUGUGUUUUGAUGUAUGCCAUUCUUAUACAAGUAUGGAGCUCUAUUUGCAAGAGGGAGUGGGCUUCCAGCCCUGAUAUCUAAUCAAGGUGCAACCUCUCCAGACCCUGUGGUACCAACUCACAGUUCAGCUAUCACCAGAGCAUCUGAUAGAACUUUGCAAAUGAAUCCCAAUUCUGGAUAUUCUCCAGUGCCACAAGAUGUUAUCUGCAGACAUGACAAAGGCUCAAACCAUUCACGUGUAGAGCCAGAACCAGCAGGUGAUCCUGAAGUUCAACAAACGCCAAGACCUUCAAAAGUAGGAGACAGAUUAGUUUACAACCAAAGUGAGUCCUCGGUGAAGGACUUCUCGUCAAGCAUGCAAAAAGGAGUUGGUUAUGAUGUUACAUUCUCAGAAGAUGAAGAUGCAUGUCCUACAUGUCUUGAAGAGUAUACACUGGAAAAUCCCAAGAUAAUAACUAAAUGUUUUCACCAUUAUCACCUGAGUUGCAUAUACGAGUGGCUGGAGAGAAGUGAUACUUGUCCAGUUUGUGGAAUGUUGAUGGAAUUCAAUGAGACAUGACUUUGGAGUGCUGAUGCCACGGCAAGGAGGGCUGAAGAAAGACAAGAAUA